This is a messenger RNA of Triticum urartu, 3617 nucleotides long. The record is from RefSeq and is a predicted model, not a curated record. NCBI's taxonomy places the organism in Eukaryota, Viridiplantae, Streptophyta, Magnoliopsida, Poales, Poaceae.
CUCGCUCAAUCUGUCUCCCUCGUGCCGCCGCCUCGCUAGGGUUCGGCUCCACCGUCGCCGCCGCGCCCCGCGACCGCCUGCCAUCGCCGCGCGCCGCGCGCCGCGACCGCCUGCCGUCGCCGCGCACCGCGACCGCCUGCCGCCGCGCACCUCGACGGCCUGCCGCCGCCGCCACCACCGCCAUCCCGGCGCUUCCCACCUUCGGCCUUUUCCACGAUGCUCCGUCUCCGGCCGUCUUCCCUGACUCCCAGGCAGCCAUAGUCCGAGCUCAUCUACCAUGAUUCCCUGACAUCGACCCCCGAGCCUCUUUCCCAUCAAUUCUAGGGCUAGGCCAUUCGCCGCCUUCCACAAUCCAUAUCUUCAUUGGCACCCUUUCACUUCCGUCAUGCCAAUGCCCGACCAUCCUUCUCCGUGUGGCCGCCACCCCCAAAUCCUCUUGGGUAAAACAUGUUUAGUGGGCGAGUUGAAAAAUUCCACUACCGCAAAAUCCAAGAAUAGCAAAGGGGUUCACUUGGAGGUUUCAUUUGAAGCAGUUGACCCUCCAGCCAUCUCACUGUGCCUAGUCAGCUGCGUUGAUCAGACCGGGGAUCGCUUGGCAACACAGCCUCGUAUACUUGGUGUAACUGGAGGCUUUGUACUGCUGGCUAUCACCUUCUCGGACAGUGUCAACCGUUACUUGCGGUUCAUCGACUAUUUUUUUUACAAAGCAGGGCCCGAUUUCGCCUCUCUUCAUCUUAUUGCAAGGCCAUACCCGUCUUCUUUUUCGCCAAACAUGGCUGCCAUCUUGCCUGUUAGUGAUAACAGUGAAGACUUUGCUGUCAUUUUCCCACAUGUUGAAUAUUUCAGACUUGAGUCUCACAAACAUUACACACUCCACAUAUAUCGAUCCGACACGAAUGAUUGGCACUCUCAGGUCGCUUGUAUCGCUGAGGAUAAUGAGACAAGGAAUGCUAGGGGUAAGCUAUUGCUUCAUAAUGCCAUGAGCGUGGCAUAUUCAGAAAAGGGUAUCAUAGGUUGGAUUGAUCUCUGGUGGGGAAUUCUCUUAUGCAAUGUUUUGGAUAAAAAGCCUACCAUCCGUUUUGUUCCGUUGCCAGUUCCAGAACCGUGUGAUACGUCUGAGUUCCAUUUGAUGUUCGAGAAUCUCACUCCAAGACCACACCGUCAUGUGACGAUGUUCAAUGAUUUGAUCAAGUGUGUUGAGUUAGAUUUUCAUGUGCAAAGUGCUUUCUGCAACAUGAAGCGAGCAAAGGAUUAUGGCUGGAUGGCUAAAACAUGGACUAGAUCAAUUUAUUCAGAUGUUUGGUGUGAUGGCUUGACGAUUGAUACGUCUGAGAUAUCUUUCACCGACUCAAGUUUGCCGAAUUUGUUGCCUUUGAUGUUUGAUGCGGAAAACAAUUUGACUUGGAAGAAAUUGACUAGUGCUGGUCCUACAUUAAGCUUGUUUGAUGACAAUGUUAUUUACAUUAUGGCGAAGGAGAGCAUGUGCCAUCCGACAGCAUAUGUACUUACUGUGGACACCAAAAGUUUGAAGCUCGAGUCUGGUGCGUAGUGUGCUCCUCAAAUGACGGCGUGGUUUGAACCAACAUAUGAACCGUGUGUUCUUUUUAGCUCUUUUGGCAUGACUUCAGAGUUGGUUAAAGAAUUUGAAACCAAAGGGACAAUAUUUGAAAUCAAGGAAGGGCCGGUGCUCUCGGUGUUGUCGAAGCGUCUCCGUGUGCUGCGGAAGAAGCAGAAUCGCAUCGCGCAGAUGGAGGAGUCCGUCGCUGCCGGCAAGAUGCUUAACCAGGAGCAGAAGGAGCUCAUGCACUCCAAGCCCGUCAUCGCCGCGCUCAUUGACGAGCUUGAGCGCCUCCGCGUACCACUCUCCACCGCUCUCACCAAGGAGCUCUCCACUGUCCCUGCACCUGCUGCCGGUUCCUCAUCCUUUGGCUCCGAUUUGUCCAUCCAGGACCUCCUUGCGCUCAUCUACUUCGGCUCCCUUUUUUAUGUCAAGUCACCGAACGAGUUCAUCGCCACCAUGGUUGCGCGCAAGCACGAACGGAGCAGCUGCAUCACCCACGGCUACGUAUGGGAUGAUACCGUGGACCUGCUCGUGGAGAACGACCUUGACGCAGUGUCUGCUGUGGCGGCCCUUGCCGCGGCUCGCCCUUCUUCCGCAGAUCGUGUCUCCCACCACGACGCACUCCAGGCCUGUGCCCAUCAUGCCCGCCUAUGGCUAACCCGUGCUGAUGCGCCAAUCCACCCUGGCUCCUCUGUUACAUAUGCUGCGGUGAGGUCCAAGUUAGACAGGAUCAUGGCAUCAGACUACUACACAGCACCUGCAGUUGCUGGGAACCAUGGAGCUGAAGGUCUGCAGGCACAGAUGAGCAUGACCGACUCACCAGAGGCACCAUCACUCUUUAGUAAUUUAAUAGUAUAUGCUUAUGCUCCUAGUAUUAUUAUUAUCAUCAUUGUUGCUGCUGGUGGUGCUUUUUGUGCUGAUUCAGUAGUAAUGAUCAAUGUGGAUUAUAGCUUUAACUGGAAAACUGAGGACGAGGAAGAUUCCUCGCAUGCCAUAGAAAUCGACAAUGAUCAUCAGUCUAAUGCAGCCGAUUUGCAAAAUGUGGAUGGUAAAACCCUGGUGAACCCUCAUGUGGAAUAUCGCGUGGCUGAGGCAGAGCAGGAGAAAUUUGAUGUGAAAGAACAAGAUCAGAUGUAUGCCGAGCCAAAAAAGCGUCAGUUUCAGCACCCUCGACAAUCUUAUCAGAACCAGCGAGGUGGUGAUCGUGGCAGGAGGGGGGCCUACCCUAAUGGCCGCAGCGGGCAUGGAGGCGGCCGUGGCAUGGGCAACAGAUACGAGAAUGGGUGUGGAGGUGGUGGUGGUGGCGGCCGUGGCAUGGGCAGUGUUUACGAGAAUGGGCGUGGAGGUGGUGGUGGUGGAUACCAAGGAGGCGGUGGUGGUGGCUGUGGCAUGCGCAGCGGAUACGAAAAUGGGUGUGGAGGUGAUGGUGGAUACCAGAAUGACCGGGGUUGUGGUGGCGGAUACCAGAAUGGCCGGGAUGGUGGUGGCAGCAGCGGGUACCAGAACAGCCGGGGUGGUGGUGGUGGCAGCAGCGGGUACCAGAACAGCCGGGGUGGUGGUGGCGGGUACCAGAACGGCCGGGGUGGUGGUGGCGAGUACCAGAAUGGCCGGGGUGGUGGUGGCAGCGGCGGGUACCAGAAUAGCCGGGGUGGUGGUGGUGGCAGCGGGUAUUACAACAACAACGAUGGGUACUACCAGCCGAGGAACUUUAACAACAGGGGCAGGGGCGCAGGGAGGUGGCCAUGCGGACACCAAAAGGAUUGAGGCAAUGGCAUAUGUGGAAGUCUGGGAGCCAUUUUGUUAUUAUAGAACUACGGAGUACUCUCUCCAUAAACUAAUAUAAGAGCGUUUAGAUCACUACUUGAGUGAUGUAAAUGCUCUUAUAUUAGUUUACAGAGGGAGUAAUAACCUAGCCUGUCGGUAUGUCGCAAUCCAGUCUGUCCCCAUUUGCGAGUUAUUUUGUUGCUCCAAUGAGUGCAUAAUGGUUGGUUGGUAAAUGUGGAAUCUCGCUGAAAGUAGCUUCAGGUCAUAUAUGUUCGUUCGGUUGUGUUGCUUC